Messenger RNA from Aspergillus glaucus CBS 516.65, 267 nucleotides. RefSeq lists its product as uncharacterized. The coding region runs from base 1 to 267 and encodes 88 amino acids. Lineage: Eukaryota; Fungi; Ascomycota; Eurotiomycetes; Eurotiales; Aspergillaceae. The record is from RefSeq and is a predicted model, not a curated record. The transcript has 2 exons.
AUGACCAUGCGGUAUACGUCCGACGUGCCUUCGAGAGAGGCAACUGUCCUACGCACCACUGAGGAGAAGGUCCGAAGCGGCUGCACACCCCUAGAAGCCCACGCCCGCUGGCGCCAAGGGACGCCACUGACACCCAAUCCCAACUGGGAGAGGCGUAAACCAUACAUCCGCCCCCCAUGGCACACCCAACCGGACACCCACAUCGCGAGGGGCGCUGACGAGGCCACCGCACUCCACCACCAUGUGGCCAAGUUCCCCACCGCCUAG